AAAACAAGCGACCGCCGACAUCGACAACCUCAAGACAUGGGCUCCAACAAACCCCGCGGAUUGCAAGCAGCGCGCAAGCUCAGGAACGGUCGCAGGGAGAACCGUUGGGCGGACAAGUCCUACAAGAAGCGUGCCCUCGGUAACUUCUACAAGACUUCCCCCACUGGAGGUUCAUCCCAUGCGAAGGGUAUCGUCCUCGAGAAAGUCGGCGUUGAGGCCAAGCAGCCCAACUCUGCCAUCCGAAAGUGUGUGCGUGUGCAGCUCAUUAAAAACGGCAAGAAGGUCACUGCUUUCGUGCCCAAUGACGGUUGCCUGAACUUCGUCGACGAGAACGACGAGGUCCUCAUCUCCGGUUUCGGUCGCCGUGGAAAGGCCAAGGGUGAUAUUCCCGGUGUCCGUUUCAAGGUCGUCAAGGUCUCUGGUGUUGGCCUUCUCGCUCUCUGGAAGGAGAAGAAGGAAAAGCCCCGUUCAUAAAUCACCCCCUGUCGCCUCCCGCCCUUUGCUUUGUCUUUAUUCCACCCUUUCUUCUCCUUCGUGUUGGUCUAUGAGUUCCAUGCCAUGCCUGUAUUUCGCUCCUAUGCAUGCUUUCCCUCGAAUAAAAACGCCCUAAGCAUCGCCGACGACCUCGCGUGAGACUCCGCGUCUGGGCUCAUCUGGAC
Stereum hirsutum FP-91666 SS1 is the source of this 659-nucleotide messenger RNA. RefSeq names its product ribosomal protein S12/S23. Bases 37 to 474 code for a protein of 145 amino acids. Gene Ontology annotation, cellular component: ribosome; cytosolic small ribosomal subunit. The transcript has 5 exons. NCBI's taxonomy places the organism in Eukaryota, Fungi, Basidiomycota, Agaricomycetes, Russulales, Stereaceae. Gene Ontology annotation, biological process: translation. The record is from RefSeq and is a predicted model, not a curated record. Gene Ontology annotation, molecular function: structural constituent of ribosome.